AUGGCAACAAUCCAAAUCCUAGACGGUGGCCUCGGCACCUCUCUGGGCGACCUAUACAACAUCAAAUUCGAUUCCGAAACAACCCCACUCUGGGCAUCACACCUGUUAGUGAGCGACCCAGCAACGCUACAAGCAUGCCAACGCGACUUCGGCAUCGCCGGAGUAGAUGUUCUCCUAACAGCAACCUACCAAGUCUCUGCUGAGGGCUUCGCACGCACCAAAACCACCCAAUUCCCAGAUGGGAUCCCACGCAGUGCAGUAGGACCAUUCCUGCAGAAAGCCGUGGACAUCGCCGAGCAAGCGAAAAUGCGUGAAAGCGCAAGUGUCGCGCUCAGCCUUGGCCCUUACGGUGCGUGCAUGAUUCCAGGACAGGAGUAUAGCGGCGCAUACGACGCCGAGCAUGACUCCGAGGAAUCGUUGUACCUGUGGCACUUGGAUCGGCUGCGUAUGUUUGCUGAGGCGGAUGGGGAUCUUGUUUCGCGGGUGCGGUAUGUUGCGUUUGAAACUUUGCCGCGGCUUGAUGAGAUUCGUGCUGUGAGGAGGGCGAUUCGGGAUUCUGCUUUCAAUGUGCCGUUUUGGAUUGCUUGCGUUUUUCCGCGCGAUGAUGAUGCUUUGCCUGAUGGGAGCUCGGUGGAGCAGGUUGUGCGCGCGGCUUUUGCGCCUAUGAAGGAUGGGGCUGUUCCUUGGGGAAUUGGGAUCAAUUGUACUAAGAUGCAUAAGCUUGCUGGACUUGUUGACUUGUUUGGUCAGGCUGUUGGGCAGGGUGUUACUGAGGGAUGGGUAUCUGCUGUGCCGAGUUUGGUCUUGUAUCCUGAUGGGACGAAUGGGGAGGUGUACAAUACUACGACGCAGGUUUGGGAGAAAAAUGAUGUUUUGAUUGAUAAGGUGAGUGUUAAUCGACCUUGGGAGGAGCAAUUGGCACAGGUGGUCAAUGAAGCCUACGAAAAGGGCCAUUUCAAUUCGUUCCUUGUGGGCGGGUGCUGCAAAGCUUCCCAUCACGACAUUAAGAAGCUUGGGCAGCAAUUCAAGAGUCAAUAA
Molecule: messenger RNA, 1038 nt
Organism: Penicillium griseofulvum
Lineage: Eukaryota; Fungi; Ascomycota; Eurotiomycetes; Eurotiales; Aspergillaceae
Product: homocysteine S-methyltransferase family protein
Exons: 2
Coding region: 1-1038 (345 amino acids)
Biological process (GO): S-methylmethionine cycle
Molecular function (GO): S-adenosylmethionine-homocysteine S-methyltransferase activity
Source: RefSeq, a predicted model, not a curated record